This is a messenger RNA of Drosophila subobscura, 415 nucleotides long. Its product is annotated as cuticle protein 18.6-like. The coding region runs from base 1 to 411 and encodes 136 amino acids. The transcript is spliced from 2 exons. The record is from RefSeq and is a predicted model, not a curated record. Lineage: Eukaryota; Metazoa; Arthropoda; Insecta; Diptera; Drosophilidae.
AUGAAAUACUUCGCUGUUUGCUUCUUCGCUCUGGUGGCUGUGGCUGCUGCCAAGCCUGGUCUUCUGGCCGCCGCUCCUCUGGCCUACACGGCACCAGCUGUGGUGGGAAGUGCCGCCUAUGUGGCACCUUAUGCCUCCAGCUACACUGCCCACUCGGUGGCACAUAGCGCUGCCUUCCCCGCUGCCUACACCGCUCCGAUUGCUGCCGCUUAUACCGCACCUGUUGCCGCUCCCUUUGCCGCUGCCUACACCGCUCCAGUGGCACGUUUCGCCUCUCCCUACGCCGCUGCCUACACUGCUCCCUUUGCCUCGCCCUAUGCCGCUGCCUACACCUCUCCCUUGGCCUACAGCUCGCCCCUGGCUGCUCCAGUGGCCGCUGCCUACAGCGCUCCUCUGCUGCUGAAGAAGUAAAUCC